ACGAAAAGGCCAUUGAGCUGGAUUGUCCUUGUGUGCUUAUUCUUCAUGUGUAUAGGUGACUGGAAUAAGCAUGCAAAAUGUUCUACUAAUUGGGGAGAAUCUUGGUGGCUGUGCAUCUAUUUCUGGAUCAUUGCUUGGGGAGAAUACUGGCUGUCAAUGUGUUUGUUGUCAAGAAAUUGAUAUUUUGGAGAAAACCCAUAAGGCGUAUUGUAUUUAUUGAUGUAUUAGGAAGUUUUUCUGCACUUGGAGUUUUGAUUGCAAUUUGACAAAUGUCUGGAUUGGUAUUCAUUUGAAGCCAAACUUUCUUGUGUUUUUGUAUGUUGUUAGCUACAGUAAAGUGGGUUGUAAGAGAGUAAUUUGUUUUUUUAUUUUUGUUAGUUUUGUGAGAAACAAAUGUGUGGUAUUGUUGAUAAGCAAGAAGAAGUAAUUUGAUACUUUCUGUAAAAGAGUUUGAUGACGAAGUUUAUGCGGAUCAAUGGCAGAACCAACUCCUUUGUAGCAAAUCAUUUAUCCGAGUCUCUACAAUGCUUGGCUAGCACAUUAAGACGUUGGAGAAGUGGCCAACCUUCAGAAUCCUGGGAGGCUCAUAAGGCAGCAAUCCAAGCACUCAUAAAGCUGCCUUCAGGCGAGCUUGUUACAGGUUCAAGUGAUACAACUUUAAAACUUUGGAGAGGAAGCAAAUGUACACAUACUUUUGUUGGGCAUACAGAUCAAAUAUAGGCUGAUGCACUUGUUCUGAGGGGGAUCAGUUGCACAUUUGAGGAAGGGCACAAAAUACGUAUUGUUGGCAGAAUUGGCA
Messenger RNA from Quercus robur (English oak), 799 nucleotides. RefSeq lists its product as uncharacterized. The record is from RefSeq and is a predicted model, not a curated record. The transcript has 4 exons. Gene Ontology annotation, cellular component: cytoplasm; nucleus. Lineage: Eukaryota; Viridiplantae; Streptophyta; Magnoliopsida; Fagales; Fagaceae. Gene Ontology annotation, biological process: proteasome-mediated ubiquitin-dependent protein catabolic process; ubiquitin recycling. Bases 454 to 720 code for a protein of 88 amino acids. Gene Ontology annotation, molecular function: ubiquitin binding.